CAAACUCAAAGAAGAAUAGAAGAAAUAAACAUAACAGUAUGCAGGUUGUGAAACUUGUCUCCCAUGUUUCUUUCUUGUUAUUAAUGCUGAUGUUUCAGCCAGCAACAGCGCAAGCACCGGCUGGUCUGGCAAAACCUAAUUGUUCGGACCGCUGUGGAAAUAUUAGCAUUCCAUACCCGUUCGGGAUUGGAAAGGAUUGCUACAUGGAGGAAUCUUUUGACGUUGAAUGCAAUGAAACUUCCAAACCUCCUAGAGCUUUUUUACGCAGCAUCAAAAUGGAGUUGGUGAAUAUUACAUUAGAAGGAGGUGCAGUUGUCAACGGUCCAGUGAUAUCCGUUGAUUCUUCGGGCCGGCAAGAAGGUGUAACUGUGAAUUUGGAAGGAACUCCUUUCCUCUUUUCCUAUACCAAUUAUUUCAUUGCAGUGGGUUGCAAUACUCGUGCCGCUCUGUGGACAAAAAAGGGCACGGACGAACAUGUUGGAUGCGACUCAAUUUGCUCCAACGCUAGUUCCAUUAGUAAUAUUCGGUUUGGAAAUAGUUCAUGCUCUGGUAAGGACUGUUGUCAAGAUAUGUACUUGCCUCCCUCACUUCAGGUUUUCAAUUCAACUGUCGUGUCAAAAGAGGGUAAACAAGGUAGUGACGGGCGUAAACUGGCCUUCCUAGCAGACACGAAUUGGUUUUAUAACAAUAUAAGGACUCCCCAAGAAAUCAACAAAUUGCUAAAUAACAAUAGUACUGUUCCUAUGUCGCUGCCGGUUGUUCUUGCUCAGAAGGUUACGAGGGCAACCCUUACCUUCAAUGCAGAGACUGAGAACCUAAGCGAUGUUUUUUUUGCUCCUAAUACAGUUGUCGGUCUGGUUGGAGUACUGUUCCUGCUCAUUGGUGCUCGGUGGAUAUACAAUUGCUUUCAGUUGAAGAAGAAGUUUUUCAAACGGAAUGGUGGUCUCUUAUUGCAGCAGCAAUUAUCCUCAAGUGAUGGUAGUGUUCAAAAGACAAAGAUAUUUAGUUCAAAUGAGUUGGAAAAGGCGACUGAUUAUUUUAACGAGAGCAGAAUACUUGGUCAUGGCGGCCAAGGCACCGUUUACAAGGGAAUGUUAGCUGCAGGGACUAUCGUUGCAGUUAAGAAGUCUAAGAUAGUGGAUGAAGAUAAACUAGAAGAAUUCAUCAACGAGGUUGUCAUUCUUUCACAAAUCAGUCACAGAAAUGUGGUUAGGCUACUCGGAUGUUGCCUGGAGACUGAUGUUCCUCUGCUAGUCUAUGAAUUCAUUCCCAGUGGAACUCUUUUCCAAUAUCUCCAUGAGCAAAACGAGGACUUUACGUUAUCAUGGGAGUUGCGGUUACGAAUUGCCUCGGAAGCUGCAGGUGCGAUAUCCUAUCUUCACUCGACAGCAUCUAUCCCGAUUUAUCACCGAGACAUUAAGUCCACAAACAUACUCUUAGAUGAGAAAUAUAGAGCAAAAGUUUCAGAUUUCGGAACUUCAAGAUCAGUUUCCAUCGAUCAAACUCAUCUGACCACCAAGGUGCAAGGUACUUUUGGUUACUUAGAUCCAGAGUAUUUUCGAACCAGUCAAUUAACAGAAAAGAGUGAUGUUUAUAGUUUUGGAGUAGUUCUCGUCGAGCUCUUAAGUGGGAAAAAACCUAUUUUCUUAACCCAUUCACUGGAAACCAUGAGCUUAGCCGAACAUUUCAUUAAAUUGAUGGAAGAUAGUAGACUCUUUGAUAUCAUUGAUGCUCAAGUUAAGGGGGAUUGCAGUGAAGAGGAAGCCAUAGUUAUAGCAAAUCUUGCAAAGAGAUGUUUGAAUUUGAAUGGAAGAAACAGACCAACAAUGAGAGAAGUUGCAAUGGAAUUGGAGGGGAUUCUAUUAUCACGUAACGGUAUCAAUAUUCAACAAAUUGGUGAAGUGGAUAAUUCAUCGAGGUCGAUUUCCCGCAGCAGUUUCGAGAGUGGUAUAGAUCUACCAUUAGAUUGCAAACCGUCGACUUCUUCUGAAACAUGGUGAGCGAUUAAGAAAAUAUAUCACAAAUCAUAUGUUUCUUUUUUGUUUUUAAGACUGUUAGGAGUCUUUCUGAUUGAAUAAAAACUUACAAUUGUAUUGUGGUCCUUGUGUUUUAGCACAUGUUCUUAGUCUUUCAUGUUAAGAACUUAAUAAAUUAAAAAUCC
Populus trichocarpa (black cottonwood) is the source of this 2161-nucleotide messenger RNA. Its product is annotated as putative wall-associated receptor kinase-like 13. The transcript has 3 exons. Bases 39 to 2000 code for a protein of 653 amino acids. Gene Ontology annotation, cellular component: plasma membrane. Lineage: Eukaryota; Viridiplantae; Streptophyta; Magnoliopsida; Malpighiales; Salicaceae. The record is from RefSeq and is a predicted model, not a curated record. Gene Ontology annotation, molecular function: polysaccharide binding; ATP binding; protein serine/threonine kinase activity. Gene Ontology annotation, biological process: protein phosphorylation; cell surface receptor signaling pathway.